Seminavis robusta is the source of this 1356-nucleotide messenger RNA. NCBI's taxonomy places the organism in Eukaryota, Bacillariophyta, Bacillariophyceae, Naviculales, Naviculaceae. The record is from the annotation of a GenBank genome assembly.
AUGUUGAGCUUCUCCGGUAACCGACGGCGAUACUCACCUCCCUCACGGCAGUACGUUACCAUGCAAGCCAUGGCAGUCUACGUGUACUGUGCAUUCUUGGGAACGUGGGGGUUGAUGGAAAAGGACCAUUUUCCCUUUCAUUCUUGGUCCGUCAGUGGUUUGGCAUGUGUGCCCGUUGCAAGGGAUACAAACAGUUCCCUCUUUUUUUGGCUCUGCUUCAUUCCGUUGUUUGCAGGUAUCCCAUUUGCCUACAUUGGGUACAUUUGCUAUGACAUUAGAAAGCGACAGCUGAUGCCACCGAGUGGUAGACGCCGCAUGCUAACAAUUUACUUUGGCAGACUGAUUGGGGUCUUUGUCAUCAUGUGGAUCCCCACGUUUGUGCUCCUCUGGGUGGCCGGACCGUGGCUCCCACCCUGGCUGCACUUUGCAGGAGGCACAUGGAGCCAUCUUCAGGGAGCUGUGAGCGCGGGAUUCAGUCUGAUGAAGCCAGAUAUCUUGAAUGCCGUCAAAUGCUUCUUGUUCUGCCGAUGCGGUGCCGAUGAUGAGUUGGAAAUUUACAUUAGAGUGACUGAAGCAGGACGGAGGAGGGCGUCUUCGAUAUCCUUUCGAUCCUUCUCCAAAGAUGGUGGUGGUUGUUGUUGUUGCUUUUCCAGAGAUAGUGCGGCCUCAAAUCUGGGUCUUUCGGCCUCCGCGGAAAUGGCAGCGGCCAUUGCAGAAGCCAAAGCUAUCGACCAUCAAAUUCGAUUUGAAGUGGAAUCACAGGCAGACCAGUUGGGAAGGUCCACCAAACAGGAUUCGGAGGAGGACAGUGACGAUGACGAAGAUCAGAACCAUUCCGUGUCGGGAUUGUGGCCAAAUCAAGCAGGCAGCGACAAUCACCCUGCGAUAUCAAUGGAUUGUGAACCCCAUAGCGAUGAUGUGAGGGGCUCUCGUAGUAUGAUGGAUACCGGUAGCUUACGGAAGAAAGCGAUGUUCUAUUGGCGCAGGUCCAAAAAAACAGACCUGAACGAGGUCUCCCAGUUGUCAAUGGACGAAAGCGUUAUCGCAGAGGAGAUGCGUACUCAAAAGUUGAAGGACAGCACACGAAGUGCUCCACUGUUCUUUUGGCGUCGGUCCCGAAAGGCUGAUGAGGGUGUGGGAACGGCUCCCAACGAGUUGUCAAGGGACGAAAGGGUUAUCUCAGAGGACAUGGGUACUCAAAAGUUUAUGGAUAGCACACGGAGCGCUCCACUGUUCUUCUGGCGCUGGUCCCGACAGGCUGAUGAGGGUAUCGGAACCGAACCUCAACGACUCCCAGGGGCCAAGAGGCGAAGCUUCGAAAGACUCCAGGGAAGAGGGGCUCGGACCGUUGCCUGA